AUGGCGAAGGCGUCCGCUGUAAGCAGCAGCAUGGGGAAGGGCAAGACCGCCUUUCUUGCGCUGCUCGCCUUCAUGGCCGUCAUCGCUGCGAGUCGCCUGCAGCCGUCGCAUGCAGCAGUCGCAGAGGCGACGAGCGGGGAGGCCCAGAUGGUGCUGGUUGGCACGCAGAUGACGAUCAGCGGCCUCUCUUUCAGCCGUCGCAGGCUGCAGCCGUCGACGAGCGGGGAUGACCAAGAGGUUGGCACCCGGAUGACGAUUGGCCCCUCUUUCACCUUCAACCCGAGCCGCUGCGUCGCCAUUCCACCCGGCGGGACGAGGAACCUGCUGGUGUGGUGGCAGCAGGAAGGCAAGGCGGAUUGCACAGCGAUUCAGUUCUUCCCAAGUCCCACGUGCAAGGGGAGGGUGCUGGACACUCUCGCGCAAGGCCAGCAGAGAUCCAGGCCCCUCGGCGCAGUCAGGUCCGCCCGCUGCAUUAUUGGUGCCACCCAGACCCCAGCUCCUUCUGAGUACCCCGACGAAGAGAGUUCAAGCACGGGCGCGUGUAGCAGAGACAGAGUCAACCCGUGUAUGGGGGGCACGUGCAUUGACCGCGGCACCCAGGGCAAGUCCUGCGUCUGUCUGCCCAACCACCGCUCGCUUGGCCGCUACUGUGACCAGCAUUGGGAGGACAUUUCGACCAUCACAGUGGCAGGCAGCGACUGGAGGUGCAAGGACGUGUACACCGUGUAUGGCCUCACGCUGCAGCAGUUCACCCACAUGAACCCGGGUGUCGACUGCUCCGCUCUCCUUCCUCAGGGUCGCGAUCUCACUGUGCAAGAGCUUCUACCACCUUGCUCUGCCUUCUACUACACCCAGCCGGACGACACAUGCGCGUCCGUGGCUCAGUUUCUCGACAUCACCGAGGAAAGCCUCGAGCAGCUCAACCCCGAUGUCAGCUGCCCUUCAAGCCUCCCUGCAUUCCGCUCUCUCUGUGUGGAGCGCGACACAGAGAAGACCUGGCCGAGCUGCAAGAAAGUGAUACAGAUCGGCAAAGUGGUGGACUUCCAGCAGGUGGCGGCAUCCAAUGGAGCCACCAUGGUGGACCUCUGCAGGCUCAACCCCUGGAUCUCUUUCCGCGAUUCCGCCGUGCGCGAUGUUGAUGGUAUUUGCGUGGAUGCCCAAUACGCCACAGCUCCUCCCACACCUCCCAGCGACACCCCAGCUGAUUCUAGUGACACCCCAGCUGAUUCUAGUGACACCCCAGCUGAUUCUAGCGACACCCCAGCUGAUUCUAGUGACAACCCAGCUGAUUCUAGUGACACUUCAGCUGAUUCUAGUGACACCCCAGCUGAUUCUAGUGACACCCCAGCUGAUUCUAGUGACAACCCACCUUCCAGCGACAACCCAGCUACUCCCACCCCAGCUACUCCCACCACAGCUACUCCCACCCCAGCUACUCCCACCACAGAUACUCCCACCACAGAUACUCCCAGCGACACCACAGCUCCCUCUGAGUACCCUGACGAAGAGAGUUCAAGCGCAGGCGGGUGUGGCGACGACAGAGUCAACCCGUGUAUGGGGGGCUCGUGCAUCGACAACGGGAACGGCAGGACCUGCAUCUGCCUGCCCAACCACCCCUAUCGUGACAGCUACUGCGGUCAGGAUUGGCAGGCCGCUUCGUCCAUCACAGUGGCAGGCAGCGACUGGAGGUGCAAGGACGUGUACACCGUGUAUGGCCUCACGCUGCAGCAGUUCACCACCAUGAACCCAGAUAUCGACUGCUCCGCUCUCCUUCCUCAGGGUCGCGAUCUCACUGUGCAAGAGCUUCUACCACCUUGCUCUGCCUUCUACUACACCCAGCCGGCCGACACAUGCUCUUCCGUGGCUCAGUUUCUCAACAUCACCGAGGAAAGCCUGCAGCAGCUCAACCCCGGUGUUAGCUGCCGCUCUCGCCUCCUCGCGUUCCGCUCUCUGUGUGUGGAGCGCGACCCAGCCAAGGCCAGACCGAGCUGUGGGAAUGUGAUUGAGAUCGGCAAAGUGGAGGACUUCCAGCAGGUGGCGGCAUUUAAUGGAGCCACCAUGGUGGACCUCUGCAGGCUCAAUCCCUGGAUCUCCUUUCGCGAUUCCCUGGGCGACACUGAUAGU
Closterium sp. Naga37s-1 is the source of this 2124-nucleotide messenger RNA. Lineage: Eukaryota; Viridiplantae; Streptophyta; Zygnematophyceae; Desmidiales; Closteriaceae. The record is from the annotation of a GenBank genome assembly.